Messenger RNA from Morchella importuna, 1323 nucleotides. RefSeq lists its product as uncharacterized. Gene Ontology annotation, molecular function: oxidoreductase activity, acting on single donors with incorporation of molecular oxygen, incorporation of two atoms of oxygen; ferric iron binding. The transcript has 3 exons. Lineage: Eukaryota; Fungi; Ascomycota; Pezizomycetes; Pezizales; Morchellaceae. The record is from RefSeq and is a predicted model, not a curated record. The coding region runs from base 1 to 1323 and encodes 440 amino acids.
AUGAGAAUUACAGAGACCCUCUCCCUCGCCGCUCUGGCAGCAACAACCCUCCUCGGCGUCGUGGGCGCCCACGGAAACCCCACCACCGGCGAACUCGCCGCCAGAGACAUCCGCGAAAGUCGUGCCCGUCGCUCCCUCGCGCAGUGCUCCGAGAAGCUCCGUGCCAGAGACCGCCUGCACAAGAGGUCCUCGAAGAGGAAUGCCCUCGUGGAGCGCCACCUCUUGAAGAAGCGCCAGGUUGGCGGCGGAUCUAGGGGCGGGCAGGGUCAAAAUCAAGGUCAAGGUGGACAACAGCCAGGUGGUGGCCAGCAAGGCGGGAACAACGGUGGAAACCAAGGAAAUGCUCCGGGAGCACCCAGUAGUGUAGUUGGGGGAGCUCCAAUUGCAACUUCCACUGCACUUGGAGGAGCCCCAGUUGUGACUUCCACUGCGGAUGAGGCGCCGACUACAUUGACUUCAGCUGUUGAGGUCCCUACUACCGCUGCUGUUGCUACUAGCAGUGCCGCCGAUGCUGUCGGAACUUCACCAGCAAGCUUGUUCCCAGAGGUCCAGUGUGUGUUGACGCCCGAGUUGACUGUCGGGCCGUAUUACGUCUCCGGAGAGCUCAUCCGUGAGGACAUCAGAGAGGAUCAGUACGGAAUUGAGCUCCUCCUUGACGUCCAAUUUGUCGACGUCAACACCUGCGAAGUCCUGACUGACGCCUAUGUUGAUUUCUGGCACUGCAACACCACCGGUACCUACUCCGGCGUCUCAGCCGACAACACUCUAGGACUUACCUUCCUCCGUGGCAUCCAGCCUACCGACGAGGACGGCAUCACCCAGAUCAUCACUAACUUCCCCGGCUGGUACAGCGGGCGCGCCGUACACAUCCACGUCGCAGCCCACAUCAACGGCACCGCAGAGGCAAACAGCACAUACACCGGCGGCAGCACAUCCCACAUUGGCCAGAUCUUCUUCCCAGAGGAGAUCCUCGAGGUGAUGGAUACGCAGGACGUGUAUAACACUAACUCGGUCGUGCGCUUGACCAACGCCGAGGAUAUGUGGUUCCCGGAAGGGAAUACGACCGAGUAUAAUGCGGUGGCAGCGGUGGAGUACUUGGGCGAUGUGGUGACGGAUGGCCUGUUGGCGUAUAUUACGAUUGGUGUGGAUACGACUAUAGAUUAUACGGAGGAGUUGUUGUCCGGUGGGGGUGCGGGCGGUGCGGGCGGUGCGCCGGGAGGUAAUGGGACUUUCGCUGGUAAUGGGACGUUUGAGGGUAAUGGGACGGCACCGCCGAGUGGGGCGAUUCCGAGCGAGGCGGUUCCGACUGCGACGCUGGUUUAG